UGUGCUCGGAGAAUGACGACCUUGCUCCCCACCAAGUAAUUUCAAGCUUCACCCAUCAAUUGCAGGAACUGGGAGCAGAAGUUAAGGUUGUCAAGUGGAAAAAUUCUCCUCAUGCAGGACACUACACUCAUAACCCUAUACAAUACCGAGCUGUUAUCUCCAACUUUCUAGAGAAAGCCAUGUCAGUACACUUACAGAAAAUCCGGCAGCUUGGAGAAAGAGCUCACACGCAUGAUGAGAUUGAGUUAAUAUGUGACCUUCAGAAAGUUGCUGUGAAAUCUAACCAAAGCUUAAGAAGAGUAGCCACUGGGCCAUGUGACCACUUUUUCUUACCCAGCUCAGCACCGUAUCAAAGCAACAGCAGCAGCAGCAGCAACGACCCAUUGUCGUCUUCACAAGAAGAACAGAGAGAAAGAUCCUCCUUCCGCCCACUCCAACCAACGAGCAUAAAUGCUCACAGCGUUCUCGGGCAGUUCCUAUUCGACUCAUGUGUUCCAAAGAACAUCGAAGGGUGGGAUAUCAGAUUUGCGGGUUCUCUCAACGGCCAACCAUAUGCAACUUCCUCCUCCCGUAAGAACUCAAAUCUUGGUUUCAAGAAAUGCGUUUUCCGUUCAAGACUAUGAAAUCGGGGGAAACUAAGCAAGGUACGGGGUAUUGCGAAACCAUAUGGGAAGUAGUAGAGAGAUGUUUUAGAAAGGAAGAGGGAUGUAUAGGAUGCGGAAGAUGUAAAUAGAGUGAUAAUUACUACAACCUAACAUACAUGAGGGAUCUACAAAUGUUUGUGUGUACAAGUCUCAAAAAAUAAGUCUCUGUAUAGAUAGACAUAUCUGUUACUUGUUUACACGAAAAUGUGUUAAUAAAACACUGUAGUAUGUACCACUAGUGUAUGUAUUAUCUUCAGUUCCUCGGACUUCAUAGAUUUGGUUUAUAUGUUGAAGUAUAAGAGACACAAAGGAUUACAAAGA
Messenger RNA from Camelina sativa (false flax), 965 nucleotides. NCBI's taxonomy places the organism in Eukaryota, Viridiplantae, Streptophyta, Magnoliopsida, Brassicales, Brassicaceae. The record is from RefSeq and is a predicted model, not a curated record.